Ostreococcus lucimarinus CCE9901 is the source of this 1147-nucleotide messenger RNA. RefSeq lists its product with no specific name. Gene Ontology annotation, molecular function: transcription cis-regulatory region binding; phosphatidylinositol binding; protein binding. Lineage: Eukaryota; Viridiplantae; Chlorophyta; Mamiellophyceae; Mamiellales; Bathycoccaceae. Gene Ontology annotation, cellular component: nucleus. Bases 1 to 1131 code for a protein of 376 amino acids. The record is from RefSeq and is a predicted model, not a curated record. The transcript has a single exon. Gene Ontology annotation, biological process: positive regulation of transcription by RNA polymerase II.
AUGUUUCGCGUCGUCGUCGGCGACGGCGCGCCGCUCGUCGAUCGCGACACGGGCGCGCCGACGACGACGGAGUACUACGAGGUCGCGCUCGUCACGGACGUGCCUCGGUACGUCGCCAUCGCGCGCGCGCGCGCGAAAACCGAUGACGACGAUGGGAACGAGAAAGAUUGCGACGACGACCGGACGACGACGCGCGAGGCGGUGACGUUUCGCGCGCACAAGCGGUACAGCGCGUUCGAAGCGCUGCAUCGCGCGCUGACGGCGCGAGGAAGGCACGAGGCGCGAUUGCCGACGAUGCCGAAGAAGGCGCUGGUGCGAACGCCGGCGGUGCGCGAGACGCGCAGGGAAGGAUUUCAGUUCAUACUCGACGCCGUGGGACGCGAUCGGGAAUUGCGCGCGUGCGAUGAGGUCGUGGAAUUUUUUACGAGCGCGGGAACGGGAGGGGCGCGGGAACGGGCGACGCUGGGGGUGAGAGGUGACGCGGGAGGGGUCGAAGGCUCGAGGACGGACGGCGAACGAGACAACGGCGCGAGCGCGGGUGAGGACGACGACGACGACGACGACGACGACGCGCCGAUUCCGAGGCGUGGUGGUGGUUUGGAGAGUUUACUGCGAUCGACGAUGCGCGUGCACGGGACGAGCGACGCGCUGGGCGAACGAGGGGAAGGGGAGGCGCGGAGGGACGAUUCGAGCGGGAGCGCGUUCGAAGAGGAGGAGAUGCGAGAGACGACGACGCGAACGACGACGAUGCAAACGACGCCGAUGGCCACGUCGUCGUUUAUGUUGAAUCGUGCGACGCUUCUCACGACGAAUGGUGGUGUCGCGAACGGGAACGACGGUUUGGCGUCGUACGACGCCUCGAGCGCGGGCGCGCGCGAAGCCAUCAAGGCGAACGACGCGAUCGGGCUCGAGCGUCUUCUCGACGAACAUGGCGUGGAUGUAAACGCGAAGGAUAAUUCUGGGAUGACGUUGUUACACUUGGCGUGCUUGUUCAAUCGCAAGCACGCGGUGGAUGCGCUGUUACGACACGGCGCGGAUGCCACGCUUCGAAACGCGCACGGCGAGACGGCGUCCGAGCUCGCCCCGCCGACCCUCGCGUUCGCCAUCGCCAAGGCUUUGAAAAAAUCGUGAAAAAUAGUAGACGCGU